AUGACCCCCAUGGACAAUGCAGGCCCUGUUUGCGGCCUGAAGUUUGUGACUCUCCUGAUUGCUCUAAGUCCACAAGUCCUACUCCUGGGAGCUGGAGUGCAGCUUCAGAACAAUGGGUAUGACGGAUUACUCGUUGCAAUUAAUCCUCAGGUACUAGAGAAUCAGAACCUCAUCUCAAACAUUAAGGAAAUGAUAACUGAAGCUUCUUUCUAUCUAUUUAACGCCACCAAGAAAAGAGUGUUUUUCAGAAAUAUCAAAAUUUUAAUACCUGCCACAUGGAAAGCUAAUAAUUACACCAAAGUAAAGCAAGAAUCAUAUGAAAAGGCAAAUGUUAUAGUGACUGACUGGUAUGGAGCACAUGGAGAUGACCCAUAUACCCUACAAUACAGAGGUUGUGGGAAAGAGGGAAAAUACAUUCAUUUCACAUCCAAUUUCCUACUAAGUGAUAACUUAAUAGCUGGCUACGGAUCACGAGGCAGAGUGUUUGUCCACGAAUGGGCCCAUCUCCGUUGGGGUGUGUUUGAUGAAUAUAACAGUGACAGACCUUUCUACAUAGAUGGUCAAAAUCAAAUCAAAGUAACAAGGUGUUCAUCUGACAUCACAGGCAUUUUUGUGUGUGAAAAGGGUCCUUGCCCCCAAGAAAACUGUAUUAUUAGUAAGCUUUUCAAAGAGGGAUGCAUGUUUCUCUAUAAUAGCACCCAAAAUGCAACGGCAUCAAUAAUGUUCAUGCAAAGUUUAUCUUCUGUGGUUGAUUUCUGUAAUGCAAGUACUCACAACCAAGAAGCUCCAAACCUACAGAACCAAAUGUGUAGCCUCAGAAGUGCAUGGGACGUAAUCACAGAGUCUGCCGACUUCAGUUAUGCCUUUCCCAUGAAUGGGACGGAACUUCCACCUCCUCCCACAUUCUCCCUUGUACAGGCUGGUGACAAAGUGGUCUGUUUAGUGCUGGAUGUGUCCAGCAAGAUGGCAGAGGCUGACAGCCUUCUUCGACUGCAGCAAGCAGCAGAAUUUUAUUUGAUGCAGAUUGUUGCAAUUCAUACCUUCGUGGGCAUCGCCAGUUUUAGCAGCAAAGGGGAGAUCAGAGCCCAGCUACGCCAAAUUAACACCAAUGAUGACCGGAAGCUGCUGGUUUCACAGCUGCCCACCACUGUGUCUGCCGGAGCAGAAGCCAGUGUCUGUUUGGGGCUUAAGAAGGGAUUUGAGGUGGUCGAAAAACUGAAUGGAAAAGCCUACGGCUCAGUGAUGAUUUUGGUGACCAGUGGGGAUGACAAGCAUAUCAGCAACUGCUUCCUCACCGUCCUCAGCAGUGGCUCCACCGUGCACUCCAUCGCCCUGGGUUCAUCUGUGGCCCCAGACCUGGAGGAAUUAGCACAUCUUACAGUCACUACCGAUGUAGUUUCAGUCCGAGUAGGGAAGGCCUUAAUUUAUCCUUUAUGGAGAAAGCUGCUUCCGUCCGUGUAUCAGUCCUGCGAGAAGGUCAGGAACGUCAUCUACAUCCCUGCGGCAGCCCAGGGCCCCGCAGAGUGUGGCACAUCAAUCCACAACCGCUUGCUAGAAAGUAUGGGUGAAAAUGUUCAGCCUCACCACCAACUGAAAAGCACUGUGACUGUCGACAGCUGUGUGGGCAAUGACACUGUGUUUCUAGUUACAUGGCAGACCAGCAGUCUCCCUGAGAUUACAUUAUUUGAUCCUGAUGGAAGAAAAUACCACACACAUAAUUUUAUCACCAAUCUAGCUCUUCGGACAGCUGGCCUCUGGAUUCCAGGAACUGCUAAGCCUGGACUCUGGACUUACAUAGUGAACAAUACCCACCAUUCUCUGCAAGCCCUAAAAGUGACAGUGACCUCUCGUGCCUCCAGCUCAGCUGUGCCCCCAGUCACUGUGGAGGCCUUUGUGGAAAGAGACAGCACCCACUUUCCCCAUCCCGUGAUGAUCUAUGCCAGUGUGAGAAAAGGGUUUUAUCCCAUUCGUAAUGCUACUGUCACUGCCACAGUUGAGCCAGAGACCGGAGAUGCUGUCACACUGAGACUUCUUGAUGAUGGAGCAGGUGCUGAUGUUAUAAAAAAUGAUGGAAUUUACUCGAGGUAUUUUUUCUCCUUUGCUGUAAAUGGCAGAUACAGCCUGAAAGUGCAUGUCAGUCGCUCUCCGAGUAUAAGCACCCAGGGCCUCUCUAUUCCAGGAAGUCAUGCGAUGUAUGUACCAGGUUACAUAACGAAUGGAAACAUUCAGAUGAAUACCCCAAGGAAAUCAGUGGGCAGAAGUGAGCAGGAGCUAAAGUGGGGCUUUAGCCGAAUAAGCUCCGGAGGCUCCUUUUCAGUGAUGGGAGUUCCACCCAGCUCCCAUCCUGAUGUGUUUCCACCAUGCAAAAUUAUUGACCUGGAAGCUGUAAAAGUGGAAGAGGAGGUGACCCUAUCUUGGACAGCACCCGGAGAAGACUUUGAUCGGGGACAGGCUACAAGCUAUGAAAUAAGAAUGAGUAAAAGUCUACAGAAUAUUCAAGAUGACUUUAACAAUGCUAUUUUAGUGAAUACAUCAAAGCUAAGUCCUCAGCAAGCUGGUACCAGAGAGAUAUUUACAUUUUCACCUAAACUUCUCACAAAUGGACUUGAACAUCAACCCAAUGAAGAGACACAAGAAAGCCACAGAAUUUAUGUGGCAAUACGAGCAGUGGAUAGGAACUCCUUAAAGUCUGCUGUCUCUAACAUUGCCCAGGCAUCUCUGUUUAUCCCUCCAAAUUCUGCUCCCAUACCUGCCAGAGAUUGUCUAAUAUUGAAAGGAGUUUUAACAGCAGUGGGUUUGAUAGGACUAAUUUGCCUUAUUAUAGUUGCAACACACUAUACUUUAAACAGGAAAAAGACAGCAGGUAAGAAAGAGAAUGGGGCAAAAUUACUAUGA
This is a messenger RNA of Otolemur garnettii (small-eared galago), 2895 nucleotides long. Its product is annotated as calcium-activated chloride channel regulator 2. Gene Ontology annotation, molecular function: intracellularly calcium-gated chloride channel activity. Bases 1 to 2895 code for a protein of 964 amino acids. The record is from RefSeq and is a predicted model, not a curated record. The transcript is spliced from 15 exons. Lineage: Eukaryota; Metazoa; Chordata; Mammalia; Primates; Galagidae.